AUGGCUGACAUCAAAUAUUUUCCUCCAGGCUGCACAGAUGGUUACUUUCAUAGCAGCAAUGGGCCAUGCAUUCCACUUUCCUUCCUCUGUGAUGGGGAUUCAGACUGUGAGGAUCAGAGUGAUGAGAAAAACUGCCAGUGCGGCCUUGACCAACAGCGCUGUCAAAAUGGGAAUUAUGUGCAAAAUAAGUUCCUGUGUGAUGGAGCGGAUGAUUGCGGGGACUACUCUGAUGAGACAAACUGCAGCUGCACAGAUGGUUACUUUCAUUGCAGCAAUGGACCAUGCAUUCCACUUUCCUUCCUCUGUGAUGGGGAUUCAGACUGUGAGGAUCAGAGUGAUGAGAAGAACUGCCAGUGUGGGCCUGACCAACAGCGCUGUCAGAAUUGGAACUGUGUGGAAAAUGAGUUCAUCUGUGAUGGAGUUGAUGACUGUGGGGAUUACUCUGAUGAGACCGACUGCAGCUGCCCAGAUGAGUAUUUUCAUUGCAGCAAUGGGCCAUGCAUUCCACGUUCCUUCGUCUGUGAUGGGAAAUCAGACUGUGAGGAUCAGAGCGAUGAGAAUAACUGCCAGUGUAGCCCUGACCUACAGCACUGUGACAAAUGCACAGACUCAGUAUUCAAGUAUUCAAAUGGUUGGCAGUGUAUUCUUGGACAUUUCUACUGCGACGGAGAGCCCGACUGUGCAGACUCGAGUGAUGAGAAUGCAGACUGCCAUUGCUACUCAGGGCAAUUCCGCUGUGGAAAUGGAACCUGCUUGGGGAUAACAAAUGUGUGUGAUGGAGUCAACGAUUGUGGCGACUAUACGGAUGAGAGAAACUGCAGUUGCUCUCCAAAACAGUACACAUGCAGUAACAGCACCACGGAGUGUCUGGACUUAAUCUAUGUUUGUGAUGGAGAAGUUGACUGUAGUUAUGGAUCGGAUGAAAGCGACUGUGAGCGAGAGUGUGCUGCAAGUGAGUUCCGCUGUGAUGAUAAGAAGCACUGCAUUCGUGGAAACCUGUACUGCAAUGGGGAAUUCGACUGUGCAGACCAGAGUGAUGAGAAGCCAAACUGUCAGUGCCACCCUGACCAACUCCGUUGUGGAAACGGAACCUGCGUAGCGAAUGAGAGCUUCUGUGAUGGAAUCAAUGACUGUGGGGACUUCUUUGAUGAGAGCAACUGCACUUGUACUCAAAAUGAGUUCACAUGCAGAAACAGCAGGGAAUGUGUGAGUAGCAUGGAUGUCUGUGAUGGGAUCACAGAUUGCAGUGAUGGAUCGGACGAAAUCAACUGUAGCCAAGCCAUAUACAGAUUUAUAGCUCAAGCAUUGGUCAAUAACACCAUGAAUAUUGAAGAUUUAGAAAAGGAGCUUCAAGAUUAUUUGAAAAGAACAUUAGUAAACAAAAAUGUUAUGAUACGCAUCACCAUACUGAAUUAAUCAUAAUAGUAAUACAUUGAGAUAAUAAAUUAACAAUGAUACAAGAAA
Petromyzon marinus (sea lamprey) is the source of this 1464-nucleotide messenger RNA. The record is from RefSeq and is a predicted model, not a curated record. Lineage: Eukaryota; Metazoa; Chordata; Hyperoartia; Petromyzontiformes; Petromyzontidae.